Penaeus vannamei (Pacific white shrimp) is the source of this 1879-nucleotide messenger RNA. RefSeq lists its product as uncharacterized. Gene Ontology annotation, biological process: amino acid transmembrane transport. Lineage: Eukaryota; Metazoa; Arthropoda; Malacostraca; Decapoda; Penaeidae. The record is from RefSeq and is a predicted model, not a curated record. Gene Ontology annotation, cellular component: vacuolar membrane. Gene Ontology annotation, molecular function: L-amino acid transmembrane transporter activity.
AUCAUCCCGGUGCCAAUCAACAGUCGAUUAGGAGCUGUUCCAUCGUCAACAUCAAUUCCCUCCUUUCGGGUUUCGGUUAAGUUCAUAAAUCCACAGAAAAGAAGGAUUCAAGAUGGUUCAUAUAAAGGAUAGGAUUCCCUCCAUUUCUGGGUCUGUUAUAAGCACGCAGUAUGACCCUUCGCUGGUCCUCCGCACGGGCCUCAGCAUCGGAUGACCUCGUUCUUCCUGGUGGCGCAGAUGGCCGGCGCGGGGUUCCUGGCGCUCCCUCGAGCCGUCGCCGACACGAGUUGGCUGGGCGUGGCUAUGAUGAUCCUCUUCUGCGGGAGUGUGGCCUUCUCGGCGACUCGCCUUGGCCGCUGCCGCUUGAUCCUGGAGGAGCGCUGGCCGGAGUACAAGGAGACCAUCCGUCAGCCCUACAUGGAGAUCGCCUUCCGGGCUCUCGGUCUCGCCGGCAGACGCGCCGCCCUCGUGUCCGUCAUCAUCAACCUCUACGGCAGCACCACCGUCUACAUCAUCCUCAUCUCGCAAAUGAUCGCCUCCAUGGAGUCCGUCCUCUCCACCUGCGCGCUCGUCCUCAUCGUCGGCACUUGCCUCAUUCCCCUCACCUGGCUCGGCACGCCCAAGGACUUCUGGCAAGCUUCUAUCAUGGCAGUGGUAUCGACCGUGGUAGCUGUAGUGGUCAUCAUCGUACAGGUUUUCAUCGAGAAGCCGUCCUUACCUGACCCCUGGUAUCCUAACCCGACCAUAGGAUCCUUUUCCCUCGGCUUCGGCGCCAUCCUCUUCGCCUUCGGGGGGUCGGCUGUCUUCCCGACGGUCCAGAACGACAUGAAAGAUCGGUCGCAGUUUUGGAAGAGCGCCCUCGUCGGCUUCGCAGUCAUCCUCUCCCUCUACCUGCCCGUCGCGAUCUCCGGCUACGCCAUUCUCGGCAAUGACGUCGAGAGCAACAUCCUCCUCUCGGUCACGGAAGGGGUCGUCGUCCAGAUCGCCAUCAGCUUGGAAAUCAUCAACCUCGUCAGUACCUACGUCAUCAGCAUCAACCCCGUCGUGCAGAGCGUCGAGGAGAUCUUCAAUAUUCCGAAUAAGUUCGGCAUCAAGCGCGUGCUCGUUCGCUCAAGCAUGGUAGUGGUUCAGAUGCUGAUCUGCCUCGCCGUCCCCGACUUCGGCCUCAUCCUCAACCUCAUCGGCGGGUCCUGCAUCACCAUGAACACCUUCAUCUUCCCUCCUCUUAUGUACAUGAAACUCAUGGACCAGAAGGACCCUCGGUGGCCCGAAAGAACUCUGCCCUUAUGGGAACGUGUCUAUCUCAUCGAAAUCAUCUGCGUCGGAGUUGUGGGCGGCAUCGCGGCCACGAUCUCUGCCUUCAUCGCCAUCCUCGACCCAGACAACUUUGGGAUGAACUGCUUCGUCAACUUCAGUGGCGCCGAGGAAUAAGCGCGGAUCUUAUAAUCUGACCAACUGCAUGUCUUGUGCAUGUGUGAUAUUUGUCCAGGUGUUUAUAUCUAUAUAUAUGAUUGUGAGUAUGAGUGCUCGUUCUGUUUUUUUUUCAUGUAUAUUUUUAAGAGGUGGCAUAGCUCUGUGGUACAGUGCUGGUUUUGCAUUUACGCUCCUGGUUCCUACUCAGCUAGUUUCUUUCAGCUCUCAGCUAUAAGUGCUGAAAUCAUCCCGAAGUCAAAGUUGGGGCAGAGAUGAAACAGUCUCCUGACCGCAUCACCCACAGCUAUGUAUUCAUGUCCCUCUACAGAUGUGUCCCCUACAUUCACUUAGAUGUGGGGCCACCUUGUGCAUAACUUGCACGAGUUCAUUGUAAAUUUUGCUAUUUUCAUGUUUCAUAAUGCCAUGUAAUAUCAAUAAAUGUUGACCUACUGCUAAGUUUUGAAAA